Molecule: messenger RNA, 630 nt
Organism: Aspergillus alliaceus
Lineage: Eukaryota; Fungi; Ascomycota; Eurotiomycetes; Eurotiales; Aspergillaceae
Product: enoyl-CoA hydratase/isomerase family protein
Exons: 1
Coding region: 1-630 (209 amino acids)
Source: RefSeq, a predicted model, not a curated record
AUGGAAGAGGCCAGUCAAGACCUAUCCAUCUCACGGAUAGCUAUAGCGGCAAAAGGCAACUUUUUCUGUACGGGAAUGGAUCUCGGAACGAGUAGGACCCCAGUUGGCCAAGGAGGUCAUGCUAGAGACGCACAAUUUGAGCGCCUCACAAAGCUUUUCGAGGCUAUCGAUCGAUCACCCAAAGUGACCAUCGCAUGCAUCAAUGGACCGGUAUUCGGAGGCGGAGUCGGCUUAGCGUUCGCCUGCGACAUUCGAAUGUGUGCCAGAAAUGCCACAGUGACCCUGAGCGAAGGCAAGCUGGGGCUUUGUCCCGCCACUAUUUCCAAGUACGUGAUCCGUGAAUGGGGAAUCUCGUUUGCUCGAGCGGCCAUGCUUUCGGCUCGUCUAGUGUUGGCGGGUGAGCUCAAAUCCAUGGGUCUGGUGACCGAGGUUGCAGAUAACCAAGAACAUUUAGACAACAUCCUCAAUCUCCUACUGCUCCGCCUCAAGGCAGUGUCUCCGGAUGCUUCCCGCAUGUCCAAGGAAUUGGUUCGACUGGCCUGGUCCAACCCUGGGAACGAAGAACAGGCCCUCGGGAUUCGGUCUGUGUUCGAAGAAAUGAUGCGACCUGGGAUCAUAGAAUACAAGUGA